AAGAAUUGCUUUCGAUUUUGACAUUACUAUUUUCAAUAAAAUCUUUCAUCAUUUCAAUGUGAUAACAUGUAAUUUUGUGACUAUUCGUUAUUUGGUUGCUUCUCAACCAUUAUGUGAUAGUUUUCAUCAAGUGGCACGUUUUAAUAGGUACUUACAUAAAUACCUCAAAGAUGAAAGAUACGAAAGAAAGGACAAUGUCUGGUAGCAGUACCAUGCUAAGUAAUGACUACACGGCCGCUUUCAGUUCUAUAAAUGAGAGACCGGUGGAUGAUAUUUCGUUAGAAUUUUUUUACAAACCGCAUACCAUUACUCUGUUAGCAGUAUCUAUAGCAUCAGUAAUCUACACAGCGUUUGUAAGAGAUGAGUCUAGCAUCCAAGAUAAUAUAUGGUCAGGAAUAUGCUGUGUAGUCUUUUUUUUCCUCAUAGUAUCAGUUCUAACAUUCCCUAAUGGACCUUUUACACGACCACAUCCGGCUGUUUGGAGAAUUGUAUUUGGCACAUCAGUGCUAUACUUACUGGCACUGCUGUUUCUAUUAUUUCAAAGUUAUUCUACUGUUUAUGAAAUAAUGUAUUGGAUUGAUCCAAAUCUGCGUAACUUCCACAUUGACAUGGACAAGGAGUAUGCAGUCAAUUGUUCGGAUAUAAGUUUGACCAAGAUCUGGUCUCAUGUUGAUGUCUUUGCCUGGGGACAUUUCUUGGGAUGGUUAUUUAAAGCCAUACUUUUUAGACAUGCAGGAUUGUUGUGGGCUAUUUCUAUAAUGUGGGAAAUAACAGAAAUAGCAUUUGCACAUUUGCUUCCAAAUUUCUUAGAAUGCUGGUGGGAUUCUGUUAUAUUAGAUGUUUUAGUCUGUAAUGGUCUUGGAAUAUGGUGUGGCCUCAAAAUAUGCAAAGCCUUAGAAAUGAGAGAAUACAAGUGGGUCAGUAUAAGGGAUAUAUCAUCUACAACUGGUAAAAUAAAGCGUGCUAUACUGCAGUUUACACCCGUACAAUGGACACCAGUUAGGUGGCUAGAUCCUACAAGUACAUAUAUGCGAUUCUGUGCAUUGAGUCAACUGGUUGUAUUUUGGCAAAUUUCUGAAUUAAAUACAUUUUUCUUGAAACACAUAUUUGAGAUGCCACCCUCGCAUCCACUAGUCAUCGCUCGACUUUGUCUUAUUGGAGUAAUUGUAGCUCCAUCUGUGAGGCAAUAUUACACUUAUGUUACUGAUCCAAAUUGCAAGCGUGUUGGUACCCAGUGUUGGGUAUAUGGAGCUAUUAUGGUGACUGAAUCUAUGCUGUGCAUUAAAAAUGGCAAAGAACUUUUCGGUCAAGCUCAAGUGUGCAAUGUGAUUGUCUGGCUAGUCAUUCAAAUUUUAGUAUCAAUUGGCUGUGUAUAUGGUGUAGUACUCUAUCAUAGAUAUUUUGAGCCAAAUAAUGAUUCUAAUGCUGAAAGUCCAAAAAAAGUUGAUUAAAACUUUAGUCAACAAUGGAGAGUUUGUUUAGUUAGGUAAUUCUGUGAUGACCACCCAUGCAUCAAGUUGCAGUGCGCUCAGUGUAUUCUUAAGUGACGGCGUGUUUGUUGUUGAAUAGAUUUUAGGUAUUUAAGUUUACUUUGGUAAAGAUGUGAUUUUACAGUGAUGUAUAGAUUCUAACAUAAAUGACCAAAUGAUAGCGCACUUGCUACUUCCUGCAUUUCUGGCUGUACUGGUCUUUAUUGCUUGAAGAUUUUUAAUAUUAUGAUUGACUUUUGUUCCUCAAAUAUUUAUUUCCAAUUAAAACGUUAUAUUUAGUUCCCGAUAAAUGAAUGGGGUUGAUAACGACUAGUCAAAUUCGAAAUGUUAAAAACUAAAUAAUAUGUUUUAUUGGAAUAGUAGGUACCUACGAAGUUAUUUUGAUGUCAUAACUUCCGUGUUAAACACAAUACUUAUUUUCACGUAAAUUAGAUUUGCAAUAAUAACGGUUUACGUAUAAGUUAUCACCCCCAUUCCCGACCCACCAUUUUAGGUAUAUAUUAACAUAUUUUGUGUCUAAUAAAGUGCCGUACAGUUUGUCCCAGUAGACUAAAGUGUCGGCAGAGCGCUUUCAUCGAGUCUUAUAAUGCGACAUGCUAGAUUAGUUGAAAGAAUUAGCGCAAUCGCCGAAUAGUCAAUACGAAUAAGUAUGUAUAAUAGAAUGUAUGUCGAAUAUUUCUGACUUAGUAAAAUAUAGAUGUGUGUUUGUGUAUUAUGUCCUUUCUAGGAAGUUUUCUGAGUCCUACUGAACUAUAAAUAUUCUAAGAUGCUGUGAAUUAAAAGGCAGCAAUGCAGCCAAUAUUCCAAAAAUUGUGUUUUAUGUGAUAUUGUAAUAAAUUAGUUACACACGACAGUGGAGAGCAAUGUGACGGUGUAUCUGCAUACCUAUCGACUUUUAAUUUAUUACAAUAUAAACUCUCAAUUAUUUUCCUUGAAAAUAACCUUUACGUAUGUUUUUUUAAUAAAACAUUGCCGCAAUUUAACAAAACCCUUUGUCGCUGAUAAUAAUGUAAAAUUUUUCAUACUCGUCACACCCAGAUCGACCUGCAAUAAUAGUUUAUAGAUGACACAAAGAGAUGCUUCGUGCGGGAAUCGAAUCCGCGCCAUGUUUCACGGCAGCCAGGUGUCCAGAUGUCCAGCAGCACAGUCAACCAACCGUGCGGUCAAUGAUAAGUCACGAUUACUUACAUUUUUAUUAGUAUUUAUAGCCUUUCGUGUAAGAGCGUUGUUUGGAAUAUUCCUCCAUUUAUAGCCAAAUCUUCUAGCUGAUGUUAGUUCCAAGAAAUAACCGACAAGAUAUUAUUAGGUAUAUCUGUAACCAUUCUCAUUUGAAUGAUACGUAUUUAUUAUUUAUGAAACUAUAGAUAAAUAACUGGUACUCACCAUUAUUAGGAAUACGGCGGUCCUUUUUUAUUAAUUUUGCAUGAAAACGCAACAUAUGACGUCAUUUAUGUAUAUAAGGACGAUAAGAAAAUAAAAAUAACAAACAGGAAAGAUGUCGUCAAGUGAAUGAAUUAAAAAAAUAUUCAAUUAAUUCAUUGUAGUACCUAGGUACUGAAAAUUCAAAAUUAUUUCGCCGGUGAAGUGUCAAUAACAAACUGAUUUUUUAUACUGAUUCUAGAGACUGAAUUUUUGUGAUUUUUAAUCAAGGUUCGUUUUUUGCUUAUGAUUAUUUAAAUUCGUCUUAAUGUUUGUAUUUAAAUGCAACGGCAUGCUAAUGAAUCACCUCCCAACAAUACCAAACAAAAUUGUGGCAUUAUAUACCUACAUUACUAAGUUAAAAAAGUGGGUUAGGAGUUUGGUUCAAACUUAACGUCGAUUUAUGAGGUA
Messenger RNA from Spodoptera exigua (beet armyworm), 3320 nucleotides. NCBI's taxonomy places the organism in Eukaryota, Metazoa, Arthropoda, Insecta, Lepidoptera, Noctuidae. The record is from the annotation of a GenBank genome assembly.